Molecule: messenger RNA, 2827 nt
Organism: Triticum aestivum (bread wheat)
Lineage: Eukaryota; Viridiplantae; Streptophyta; Magnoliopsida; Poales; Poaceae
Product: probable methyltransferase PMT23
Exons: 8
Coding region: 200-2350 (716 amino acids)
Cellular component (GO): endosome; cytoplasm; trans-Golgi network
Molecular function (GO): methyltransferase activity
Source: RefSeq, a predicted model, not a curated record
GGCUAGACUAAUCACCUUCCUGGCCUCCCUGGCCCGUGGGUCCUCACUUCACUGAAACCAUCCCGCGCCACCGCACCUCCUUCCCCGGCGACGGCCGCCUUACCGGCGUUCCCCGAGAUCUAUAUACCUCCUCCCCCUGCCCCUUGCCGCUCAUUUUCCGCAACUCCGGCUUCCCGUCCCCGCACGGGAAGCAGAGGAAAUGGCCAUCUCCUCCGCCCUCUCCGAUCGCAAGCGCCCCAUCGUGAUUUCCGUCGCCAUCUUCAUCCUCCUCUCCUCCCUCUUACUCCUCCUCAGCCCCGCCCCUUCCGCCCUCCCCUUCUUCUUCUCCCCCACCUCCCGCUUCUCCUCCUCCUCCUCCUCCUUCUCCAGGGGCGCCGCUUCAGCGCCUCCCCAAACCCCAUUGCCCGUCUCCGCUUCGGCGCCGCCCCAAACCCCAUUGCCCGUCUCCUCUCCAGCGCCGCCCCGAACCCCAUUGCCCGUCUCCUCUCCAGCGCCGCCCCGAACCCCAAUUCCGGUCCUCGCCGACGCAUCCCCACACGGAACAGCGUCUGGCGGGAGCAGCAGCAGCGCCGCCGAUCUACCCCGACUAGAGGCUGCCGCCACUGCAGAUGACGCCGACACCAACGCAACCCAGCUGAGUCGCGGCACGCAGCCCGCUGCCGCUGCACAAGUGAGCACAUCGGUCGACACAAAGGAGAUCACCACCGGCGUCUCGGGUGGGCGAGGCGCAGAGGGGGGCGGCGUCGGCGGUGGCGGGGAGGAGAAGCCGGUGGAGGUGGCGUCGUGGAAAUUGUGCGUGGUGGGGAAGCGGGUCGAGCCCGCGGACUACAUACCGUGCCUGGACAACGUGAAGGCCGUCAAGGCGCUCAAGUCGAUACGGCACAUGGAGCACCGGGAGCGGCACUGCCCCACGGAGCCGCGGUCGAGGUGCCUGGUGCCGCUGCCCGCGGGGUACCGGCUUCCCCUGCCCUGGCCGCGCAGCCGUGACAUGAUUUGGUAUAACAAUGUUCCUCACCCAAAGCUAGUGGAAUACAAGAAGGACCAGAACUGGGUUAGGAAGUCUGGUAAUUAUUUUGUCUUCCCUGGAGGUGGAACUCAAUUUAAAGCAGGUGUGACCAGAUACAUCCGAUUCAUUGAACAGAUCAUGCCACAAAUUAAAUGGGGAACUCAUGCAAGAACUGUGCUAGAUGUUGGAUGUGGUGUUGCCAGCUUUGGUGGAUACUUGCUUGACAGGAAUGUCAUUACUAUGUCUAUUGCCCCAAAAGACGAGCAUGAAGCUCAGAUACAAUUUGCUCUAGAGCGGGGAAUUCCGGCAUUUUUGGCAGUGAUUGGAACACAAAAACUUCCCUUCCCUGACAAUUCAUUUGAUGUGAUCCAUUGUGCACGGUGUAGGGUCCACUGGUAUGCUGAUGGUGGAAAACCAUUGUUGGAGCUCAAUAGAGUACUCAGGCCUGGAGGAUAUUACAUCUGGUCUGCGACGCCAGUCUAUCGACGUGGCAAGAGCGAUGAAGAUGACUGGAAUGCAAUGGUUACUCUGACCAAAUCGAUCUGCUGGAGGACAGUUGUAAAAUCAAAGGAUAUUAAUAGGAUUGGAGUUGUUAUUUACCAAAAGCCAACCUCAAAUUCUUGCUACACUGAGAGGAAAAAUAAUGAACCACCUCUAUGCUCUGGGAGCAAUGGCCACUCUCCAUGGUAUACUCCUCUCGACAGUUGCCUCUUGUUGCCUGCUCUGUCAAAGUCAGGUGCAGGAAAUAGUUGGCCCAUAUCCUGGCCUGAAAGGCUUAACAUCAGAUCUUCAACUUCAUCUGAGAAUUCUUCUACUUGGUUUUCUCAAGAAAAUUUUGAUUCUGAUACAAAAAACUGGAAUGGCCUUAUUUCAGAAGUAUAUUCCAGUGAAUUUGCAGUUAAUUGGUCUAGUAUUCGGAAUGUUAUGGACAUGAAUGCUGGCUUUGGAGGAUUUGCAGCAUCACUCAUUGAUCGACCUUUAUGGGUGAUGAACGUUGUACCCUUUGAUCAGCCAGACACUUUGCCUAUCAUUUUCAACAGAGGUUUGAUUGGUGUAUAUCAUGACUGGUGUGAAUAUUUUAAUACAUACCCACGAACCUAUGAUCUUCUUCACAUGAGCUAUCUCCUUCAGAGCCUCGCAAAUAGGUGUGAUAUCAUUGAAAUAGCAGCGGAAAUUGAUAGGAUACUUAGACCUGGUAGAUGGUUUGUGUUGCAAGACAAUAUUGGAAUGAUCAGAAAAAUGGACCGCGUUCUUCGCUCUCUGCAUUACAAGACCGCUAUUAUGAGGCGGCAAUUUCUUGUUGCCAGGAAGAGUUUCUGGCGCCCUGACAGUACAGGUUCUUAGUUGCGGUGAUUCAUGCUUCUCCUCCUUCAGAUGAUUGGUACAAAAGUACUCUGACAGCACAGGUUCUUACACGUGGUGGUUCCUGCUUUUCCUUCAGAUGAUUGGUGAACAGAAGUGCCCUGACAGAACAAGUUCUUAAUCGUGGUGAUUCCAGCUUGUCUUUCGGAUGAUUGGUAAACCAAGUGACCUGAUUCUUUGAAUUUUGAUUGCAUUGAUUCUUUGUGUGGCACAGAUGACACUUAGGCAGCCCCCAUGUAAAGGAUCUUUCUCGAUUUGUUUGCAGUUAGUGCGAUCUUGCCUUUGAUUUUGCUGUGCAGAGGUUUUUUGUAAUACAACUUAAGCCUAUGGCUAUAGUAAUAGAGUACCACUGUAGCAAAUAGUUUAGUGCUAACAAGUUUGUGGGUGCCGGAACGGGAGCAUGUCUUGUAGGACCAUGCUUCGCUGAUUUUGCAUUUCAGCAAUAAAUUUCAUUUCGUC